CGCCCUCUUCAAGGUUUUCCCCCAAGAUUAAAAAGUGAUCUACAGAACUAGAAUGGUUGUUUUCCACACGGACAAGCUCGGUCUCUCCGUGACCUUUGGUGUCUACGUCCUGAUGUUUUAUGCAGACUAUGCCAUAGUGUAUCAAGUCAUCGAGUACGGAAAACAUGAGAGUUCUACAAGCCGCACAAUGCAAAUGCUACUAACUCAUGUACUGUUGAUAAUGUGCAUCUUUUGUCACCUAAGAGCAAUGCUGUCAGAUCCAGGUUAUGUUCCAUUGCCGAGGACGAAAAUAGAUUUUUCGUCAGAUUUAGAGAUGGUUACCACGACCAUAGUCAAUGGCAAAAAGAAAGUGCAACCCCCAGCGAUUGAUGCUUGGACUCCGUGCAGUAAAUGUGAGACGUAUAGACCACCGCGAUCACAUCACUGUCGGAAGUGUCGCCGCUGUGUUCGACGGAUGGAUCAUCACUGUCCUUGGAUAAAUAACUGUGUGGGAGAGAAAAACUUCAAAUACUUCUUCUCAUUUGUCGUUUAUAUUGCAAUAUACACACUCUAUGGAUUUAUCCUGGUCAUCAAUGAUUGGAGAGUGCAUUAUGGGGACGAUAAGCAGACACCCGCUGAUAAAGUGAUGACACUAGUGCUGUUCUUCGAGUGUGCGAUUUUCGGAAUGUUUGUACUAGCAGUCGGAUCAGGACAGGUCAUAGCUAUCUUGUGUGAUCGUAAUGCCGUGGAGAUACGUCGCUAUGGUCACCCGAAGAGGUUUCCCACCACCCCGAGAAUGGUGCUUAUUCAAGGAAUGUGUGGAAGAGGUUCCAAACUCCUGUGGCUGGUUCCGUGUGUGGCUCCGAGGAUACCCGACCCAAUUCCACCAUCCAAGUAUGCAUCAGCACUCAACGCUUCAGUUCAUAAUGUCUAACUCUGAUAAUAUUAACUUCUAUAGAACUUUGUUUUUUGAUCCUCUCGUUUAUAUAUACAAUUUAUUUACACGCCCUUUUGGGUGUGUUUUAUAAUAAUUUUUAUGUUACUUAAUAUAAUUAUUAUUGUGUGCAGCUG
This is a messenger RNA of Halichondria panicea, 1050 nucleotides long. Its product is annotated as palmitoyltransferase ZDHHC3-like. The coding region runs from base 53 to 913 and encodes 286 amino acids. Lineage: Eukaryota; Metazoa; Porifera; Demospongiae; Suberitida; Halichondriidae. Gene Ontology annotation, molecular function: palmitoyltransferase activity. The record is from RefSeq and is a predicted model, not a curated record. The transcript has 9 exons.